AUGCAUAUGGAAUCUGUUUCUAUCAAUCAAUGUGCUUUUCUAACAUGUUCUCAUUCUCCUCAAUGUACAACUCAAAAUAAAACAUGUUGUGCAUAUAUUCUCAAGCACUCACUUCUCUUCAUUGAUACUUUUUUCAAACAUCACAAUUUGUCAUAUGUAAUUAUCUAUGGUACUCUUCUUGGUGCUGUGCGUAAUAAAACUAUUAUUCCUUGGACAAAAGAUAUUGAUAUUGGCAUUCUUAACAAGAGAUAUCUGUUGACCAAGAAAAUUCGUGAUGAACUCUACCAAAAUGGAUUUCAUCUAUUCAAGACUCUUGGCCUACCUCGUCUAUGUGUUCAUAGAAACAAUUCUAAUACAAUGCUUCUUGCUACACAAGAUAGACAACACAAACCACCAGCGUCAAUCUCCGAAGUACAAGCUUAUAUUGAUCUAUAUUCCGUGUCUAAAAUAAAUGGUGCACAGACAACAUCGAACACUUCAUUAUUUUCAGUUCAAUCUAGUAGUUCACAUCAAUCACUUAUUUCUUUUCAAAAUAGAAUCACAAUCGAUGAACAAACCUUUCCUACUAUUGAUAAUAUUGAAGAACAUCUUGUUUAUUUCUAUACCAAAGAAUAUAUGCAUGAUAUUAUGUGA
Molecule: messenger RNA, 633 nt
Organism: Adineta steineri
Lineage: Eukaryota; Metazoa; Rotifera; Eurotatoria; Adinetida; Adinetidae
Source: the annotation of a GenBank genome assembly